UACUCCGUGGUUACGCCUGGCUAGACCUAGACCGUGUAUUCUUGGAUCGUGGUUGAAAGAGCUUGUUUAGUUAUUUCUCGGCGAAAAGAUUCACGUCGUCUGCUCGCUUCGCAAUUCUCCCACAUUUAUUGUACUUACACGGUUACGCAUUAAUUAAUCAUCAUUUAAGUUUGAGCCAUUUUCACAGAUCGUGAUUGAUCUAUGAAAACAGUGCGUCAUGGAGUACGGAGAUGCUGAAAGGAGUGAUACGAACGAAAAUAUUUGUAAUUCGAGUCCCUCUCCUGAUAGAAUACCAGCAUCAAAAGGAAAUAUUACAUCUUUGGAGAACUCUUUAACUUCCUGCGUUAACAGUACAACACCAGCAGACGGCGCUACUGCUACUACCUCGCAAGAUAUGCCUCAAUAUAUCAUAGACUUCAUUGUAAUAUACAACAAGCAAAAGAUCAACAUCAAUUUUCGGAUCGAUGGGACUGUAUCAGAAUUAAAAAAUUAUCUGCAAAAUAUUAUUGCUGUACCUCAAGCUAUGCAGAAAGUCAUGUUUAAAGGUUUAGCUAAGGACAACCAAACUUUAAGAAGCUUAGGUGUGGUAAAAGGUUCAAAGGUUAUGAUAGUUGGUUCAAAACUGGAUGAUGUGCUAGCUGUAUCAAUUCCAACAAAGCAUGACAUAGCCGAUGAUUCUGCGAGUGCUGCUAGUAAAGAACCCUUGUCUCAGCAAACAAUACACAGAAAAGUUCUGGAUAAAGGAGUUCCUGAAGAUGCAAUGCCUGGAAUUUUAGAUACCAAGGAAACCGGAAACCAUGGACUAAACCUUAAAGAGGAGAUUCAACGGAAGCACCACACGGUUUAAGAAACACCUUAGGGAAAACCUAGAAAGCUUUAAACUCCAAUUUUGUGACAAAUUCAUACCCGUACAAAUCUACAUUAUACACAAGAUAGACAAACUUAUACUCAAGGGAGUUGGCAACAGACAAACAGAAAAACUCAAAACCUACUGGAUAUAAGCGCAAAUAAGCAUGACCUGUGAAGGAGAAUAGGAGGCGCCACGUUAGAACUAGACUUAUACUUUGAAUCACAAACAUUACAGGAUCUGGAACAGGAAUUUAACCAAAUUUCAGAAAUGCAUCCAAAUCCCCGCGAGGAGGGUGGGUGUAAAGUAAUCGUCACAAUGAGUAGGAGCUCGGAGCGACCCUGCAUGAAUAGGUUGGGGGGCGUCAUCCGAAACGUCGGACGACCCGUGUGCCGUAGCCGGACUAAUCAUUCUUCCUCGUUCGCUCGUUAAAAAGGCUAAUCGCUCUUUGCUUGUGUCGUGUAAGUGAAGGCUCUCGAUCCUGCUCUGAAUCACCUGCUAGUGAAAACUGCCUCGCCACGACUCCCUGACCUAUUCGUGGUGGGCACGACCUACAGAGGGGCUGCAAUCGCAUCCAUAUGAUCGAGCUAGUUUGAAUUUUUACACUGUGACGUCUCCUAAUGAAUAUUAUUUAAAUAAAAAGAAUUUUAAAUUGA
Messenger RNA from Belonocnema kinseyi, 1503 nucleotides. Its product is annotated as ubiquitin domain-containing protein UBFD1-like. Gene Ontology annotation, molecular function: cadherin binding; RNA binding. Lineage: Eukaryota; Metazoa; Arthropoda; Insecta; Hymenoptera; Cynipidae. The record is from RefSeq and is a predicted model, not a curated record. The transcript has 4 exons. Bases 218 to 847 code for a protein of 209 amino acids.